Molecule: messenger RNA, 1920 nt
Organism: Saccharomycopsis crataegensis
Lineage: Eukaryota; Fungi; Ascomycota; Saccharomycetes; Ascoideales; Saccharomycopsidaceae
Gene: MDM34
Product: ERMES complex subunit MDM34
Exons: 1
Coding region: 1-1920 (639 amino acids)
Biological process (GO): mitochondrion organization; phospholipid transport
Cellular component (GO): ERMES complex
Molecular function (GO): lipid binding
Source: RefSeq, a predicted model, not a curated record
AUGUCGGUUAAUAUCAACUGGAACUCUCUUGAACAAGAAUCCUUGCUCUGUUGGAGCAGGGAUCUUUUGAAUGAUGCUCUCAACUCUGGCAAGAAACCUAGUAUAUUGGCCUCCGAUAUUGAGAUACAGGACUUACAUUUUGGUAAUAACGCGCCAAUUGUAGAAAUCCUCGAAAUUGGCGAUUUGGAUACCGAUAAGUUCAGGGGGAUCUUUAAAAUUAAGUACGCGGGGGAUUCAUAUAUUAAUUUGGCAACAAAGAUCCAGGCCAACCCGAUGAACAUUUUUCAUAAUAAUCUGUUGGCGAAAUACUCGGAUUUUAUCCUCCCUGAAUUGGGAAUGGUGAAUCAGAAGUUUGAAAUCCCUAUCAAUUUAAAGCUAUCAAAAAUAAUGUUAUCAGGUAUAAUUAUUAUUGUGUUUAAUAAAUCAAAAGGUUUGACUUUGGUGUUCAAAAACGAUCCUCUUGAGAAUAUCGACGUCUCUUCAACUUUUGAUGCAAUUCCUGCGGUUAGAAAAUUCCUCCAAAUUCAAAUUGAAAACCAGAUUAGGGAUUUGUUUAGAGAAAUUUUACCAAAUGUUUUGUACAAAGUUUCUCAACGAUGGACCAAUAAUAUACAUUCUCAGUUAUUAAAUGGGGGCUCUAAUAAGGUUAACAAGGAGAAUGAUAAGAAAGUGGUAUUAUUUAGUGACAUUAAUCCAGAUGGCCCAGAUCUAUCACCAGGAAAUUUACUCAGGUUGUCGACAUUAAGCGGUUCUCGACAAUCUUUAUCGCUUGGAAUUCCAAAAAUCAAAGAUUUCAUUCAGCGGUCAACCAUUGAGAAAUUUAUUAACGUGCACAAUAGAAUCAAAAACCAGAACUCGUUCUUCUUAUUCAAUAACCACAAAUAUGCCAACGGGCUUCCAAUUGAAUUAUUCGCAGCAAGUAAUGGUGAUAUGACUCAUGACUAUUCUUCCAUUGAAAAAGCUAUUGUUGAUGUCAGCAAAUACCAACUGAUCAAUUACAACAAUAAAAACCAGACAAACAAUAAGCACGUGAAGAAGCCGAGGAGAAGAGUUAUUAAGCUCGGUGGUCCUAAGAAAAAGGCUGGAGUGUCAUCACAACCAAAGGCAGAUGAUGAUGAUGCUUCUAGUGACAUUACUGCUGUAUCAUUCAAUAAGACAGGUUUGCGUAGCGACGUGGCGCACACUGAUAAUGAUGAGGGAGAUAGUGCUACUCUCGUUGACGAUAUUGAAGAUUUGGAUAACCCAGAAUGUUCCGCCAAUAGUUCAGACUCCUACAUCACUGGCCAUAAGUUGAGAGAAAAGAGGGCUUUGAGCUCAUCAUCCGCUAGUGUGGAGUAUCUAAGAUCUCUCUACGCCGAACAGCAAAAAUCACAAAAGGCCAAUGAAAUCAAGAAAGCUAUUGAUAACUCUAUGAAGAAUAAUGAUGAAAGCAACAAAAACUUCAAACAAGAGGUUAAGAGGCCAUAUAUCAUCACUCAAAUUUCUACUGAUAAUUCUAACAAGGAUAAUAUCAGAAGUCCAUUGAAUGAUAAGUCCAUGUUGAGCUUAUCCUUAGGAUUGAAUAAUAGGGUCAUCAAUAGAUCCGAAGGGAAGAAAGGGAUCAUUUCUAAUGCAGUUAAAAGCAAGAAAGAAGGAGCGCAUGCCACAAAAACUCCGGUUAAGCAUAAAGAUAAAAACAAGCCAGAAACAGUUACUAUUAAAUUGAAGUUGAAUGACAAAAUCAGGAAUGAGAAAGCCAGGGAUAAAAACUCAAGCAACAACUCUGAAUAUGCCACAUCGAAAUAUUAUAAAAAAUUAUCCAAUUUCAAUAAUAUUCCUUCAUCCGAUGAAGGCUUGGUUGGAAACAGAAAAACUGGAGCAAUUGAUUUUUUUACUUCUAAUCCUGUGCUUUCUGACAUUCCACCUCCUUAUGCUCCAUAG